AUGGACGAGGACCGGCUGCUCGCUCGGCUGCGCAGAUUCGUCGAAUCUUCUCACGCCCUGCUCCGUGAAACCACCGCCAUUUCCUCGUCUAAGAGUCCAGAUUCCGCUGUAGAAGCGCCUAGGGGUUGCCGCGAGGACGCUAAUAACGGGGAUGCUGCUGCUAAUAGCGAGCAGCGUGCGGGCGACCCUGAAAAGGCUGCUCUUGCGGGGCUGGUGCGCGCGGUGGACGCGGUGGUGGCGGAGACGGAAGCCGCGGGGCGGAUGCUGGCGGAGAAGGGGGAUGCGGUUUGGGGGGAAGGGGGGAGGGGGGAAGCGGAGCUUGAGGAGCCGGACAGGCGCAAGGGUACCAGGGGAGGGGGAAGGGGUGGACGGAGAAACUCAAGGCGAGGGGAAGGGCUGGACAUUGGCGCAGGGGGCGCAGCAGGGGGCGCAGGAGGCGCGGGAGGCGCGGGAGGGGAAAAGGGGAAGAACGAGGCUGGGAAGAAACCAUUUCCUGAAAUUCCUGCUGACGUCAUCUCUCUAUCGCUGGAGGCCGUUGGUCGAAGCAUCUCGGCCGUCCAUGCACUGCUGGCGUCUCAUCAGAGCCGUCGAUGGGCGGCAAGCCUGCAUCAGCUGCCGACUAGCAUUGAUGCGGUCAUGCGAAUCAGCAGUGCCAUGCGACCGCUCCUCUCCUUGCUGCUGCACCUGCUGAGCCUCGCGCCCCCCUCACUCUCCACAUCCUUCUGCCAAGCCCAGGCGUCCGCCCUACUGCCCAUCCUCACGUCCCUGCUCUCCGCAGGCCUCCACCAACACCUCUUCCUCCACCUCCACCAGCAAGCGCGUCUGCUUCAACCCCCCCUCUCCUCCUCCAAGCUGUCCUCCACUCCCCCUUCUCGCCCCACUUCAGCUGCCUCCUCAGCCGCCUCCUCCCCCGCUGCGUCCCCCUACAAGCCGCCCCACCUGCGCUCCUCCCGCAAUGCACACGCCCCCUCGCCUGCUCUCUCUCCCUCCUUGUCCCCCCUGCCUCCUGUUCUGCCACCAGCAGCAGCACAACCUGCAGCAGCUGCAUCAGGAGCAGAUAGAGGGGUGGGUGCACUUGCGUCGCCAUCAACGCUUGCAGCAGGGUUGAAACUCGCAGCAGGUGCAGCUUCUGCUCAUGGCCCCCAGCAUGGCGGGCUUGUGUCCCAGGGCAUUGCACGCACACUGGGCUGUGCUUUUCCCUCACGCCUCCGCGGCCACCGCCAGGACUUCGUCCACAUCCCUUCUAGCCGCUCUACUCUCCGACCCGUCCCCCAAGGUGACGUGCGAGUGGCAGCAGCACAGACCCUCACUGCCCUCCUCGACUCGCCUCUCACUCUCACCUUCCUCCAUCGCACUGCUGCUUCUGCUCCCACCGCUGCUGCUGCCUCUGCUGGAGGGGCUCGCACCCCAGCCGUGGCUGCAGUGCUGCAGCAGGAGCAGGACCCGUGGACGCUCUCCCUCGCCUGCAAGCUGGCGUCCCUGCUGGCGCACUGCACUCCGUACCAUCGCCUCCGCUCUUCCCCUCGUUUGAGUUACAUUCUGCCCUCCGCUUUAGUCACGCGGAUCUCCACUCUCCUCUCGCCGGGCCCGCUCUCCUCCUCCUCCUGGUCCACCAGCAUGUCUUAUAGCGAGGAUGGCAUCUCCACUGCCUCUGCAGCCACAGCAGCAGCAGCGACAGCCUCUCUGGGCCACAUCCUUUCGCGCUCCACACUCCCCCCCCCGCAACCACCCGCCACAGCUACCAGCACCACACCAUCAACCAUCACAUUCACAUGCCUUCUCUCGUGGGUGCAGCCCUGCAUUCCCACUGCUGUGCGCGUUGAAGCCCUUCAGGCGCUGGCAGCAUGGGUGUCCACAUUCCCUGCAUCUGCCGCUGAGCCCCUCUGGCCGGACCUCUUUGCCCUCGUCACCGCCACAUUGGCUCCUCUCACCACACCUGCCAAGCCCGAUGCUGCCAGCACCUCAGCAACACACGCUGCAACACAAGAUUGGCUUCCUAAUGCACACUCUGACAGCUGCUGCUCGCUGCAGGCUGAAUCCGCUCUCACUGAUCGCCUCCAGCCUGCAGCACUCAAGCUGCUGGGUCGAAUGCUUGUCGCUCUGGCUGGCACGCGAGGAGGCGGACUAGUAGCAGCAGGAGCAGGCAGUGCACAGCUGCAGCACGAGUCGGAGUUGAUAGGAGGAGGAGAGGGGGAGGAGGAGGGCGAGGGCAUGAGGCGGCAGCUGAAGGGGUAUGGUAUGCCAUUAAGGGGUGUAUGGUAUGCCAUUAAGGGAUAUGGGGUAUGGUAUGCCAUUAAAAAGGUAUGGUAUGCCAUUAAGGAGUAUGGUAUGCUAUUAAGGGGUGUAUGGUAUGCCAAUAAGGGGUAUGGUAUGCCAUUAAGGGGUGUAUGGUAUGCCAUUAAGGGGUGUAUGGUAUGCCAUUAA
Molecule: messenger RNA, 2424 nt
Organism: Closterium sp. Yama58-4
Lineage: Eukaryota; Viridiplantae; Streptophyta; Zygnematophyceae; Desmidiales; Closteriaceae
Source: the annotation of a GenBank genome assembly